AUGGUUCAGAUCAGCGAAGUCAAGGGCAAUUCGCGCGAAAACAGGACAGCUGCCCAUACGCAUAUCAGAGGCCUUGGACUUCGUCCCGAUGGCACUGCGGAGACUUCUUCAGAUGGCUUCGUCGGGCAGGCUGCUGCACGAGAGGCAUGCGGUGUCGUGGUAGAUCUUAUCAAAGCGAAAAAGAUGGCUGGACGGGCCGUUCUUCUUGCUGGUGGCCCGGGAACCGGAAAGACAGCUCUUGCUCUCGCUGUGUCCCAGGAACUGGGAACGAAAGUGCCGUUCUGUCCCAUCGUCGGAAGCGAGAUAUACUCUGCCGAAGUAAAGAAGACCGAGGCACUUAUGGAGAACUUCCGGAGGGCAAUCGGUCUACGAGUGCGCGAAACGAAAGAAGUGUACGAAGGUGAAGUCACAGAGCUCACUCCAGAGGAGACUGAAAACCCCCUUGGAGGAUAUGGACGAACAAUUAGCCACUUGAUCAUUGGUUUGAAGUCGGCCAAGGGUGUUAAAAAGCUGCGUCUCGACCCCAGCAUCUACGAAGCCAUCCAGAAGGAAAGAGUGACGGUGGGCGAUGUCAUCUAUAUCGAGGCCAACACGGGAGCUUGCAAGAGGGUCGGGCGGUCCGAUGCGUACGCGACGGAGUUCGACUUGGAGGCGGAGGAGUAUGUCCCCGUUCCCAAGGGAGAAGUACACAAGAAGAAGGAGAUUGUGCAGGACGUCACACUGCACGACCUCGAUAUGGCCAAUGCCCGGCCACAAGGUGGACAAGACGUGAUGAGCAUGAUGGGCCAGUUGAUGAAGCCCAAGAAAACUGAAAUCACGGAGAAGCUCCGUCAGGAGAUCAACAAAGUUGUCAACCGUUACAUCGACCAAGGUGUUGCAGAGCUUGUUCCGGGUGUUCUCUUCAUUGACGAGGUACACAUGCUUGACAUUGAAUGCUUCACCUAUCUUAAUCGAGCCCUGGAGUCGACGAUCUCUCCCAUUGUUAUCCUAGCCUCCAACCGCGGCCAUACCGUGAUCCGUGGGACGGAUGAUAUUGCCGGUGCGCACGGCAUUCCGUCCGACUUCCUCGCCCGUCUCCUCAUCAUCCCUACACACCCAUACACCCCCGAUGAGAUCAAGACCAUCAUACGCCUUCGUGCAAAGACGGAAGGUCUCGUCAUCACCGAUCCUGCUCUUGACAAGGUUUCCGAACAUGGUAGCAAGGUCAGCUUGCGCUAUGCCCUGCAGCUCCUUACACCGGCAAGUAUUCUUGCACGCGUGAACGGAAGGCCUGGUGGUAUUGAAGAGGCCGAUGUGGCGGAAUGCGAGGACCUGUUCUUGGAUGCUAAGAGGAGUGCUGCGAUUGUCGGCCAGGAGAAUAGCAAUUUCCUGUCGUGA
This is a messenger RNA of Penicilliopsis zonata CBS 506.65, 1377 nucleotides long. RefSeq lists its product as hypothetical. Gene Ontology annotation, biological process: regulation of transcription by RNA polymerase II; chromatin remodeling; box C/D snoRNP assembly. The transcript is spliced from 4 exons. Gene Ontology annotation, molecular function: ATP binding; DNA helicase activity; ATP hydrolysis activity. Gene Ontology annotation, cellular component: R2TP complex; Ino80 complex; NuA4 histone acetyltransferase complex. NCBI's taxonomy places the organism in Eukaryota, Fungi, Ascomycota, Eurotiomycetes, Eurotiales, Aspergillaceae. The coding region runs from base 1 to 1377 and encodes 458 amino acids. The record is from RefSeq and is a predicted model, not a curated record.